AUGUAUCUAUCCUGCAGGAACUGGUGUGAACACACAGUGGAAGAGAAAGUGGAACAUGUCCUGUCCCCACAUGUGCAGCUUGAAGUGAGCUGUUUGGAGGUGGUCCAGUAUAACAUCAAGGGCUGGAGGCUUGAUGUGGACAGGAUGCGUGUCAAGCAUGGUGGAGAUGAUGGCAUUGCACUCUAUUACAAACAACAGGGUCCAAAGGCAUCCUGCCUCUUGUACAAAGCCCCAGAGAUAGAGAGCCAAAUGGUUAACAAGACAGUGAGGGCUUGCUGUGAGGGCUGGGCUGGUCCACACUGCUUACAGGGUGUGGCAGUGCGUGGCCAGUGUUUCUCUACAUGGAGCUGUGAUGAGUUCCCUGGAGUACAUAACUCAUCACUGAUGCCGAUGGAGCAGUGCUGUAGUAGCCAAUGGGGGCUCAGUUGGAAGAACAUCUCAGAUCAAACAUGCUUGGCCUGUAGCUACACGCUCCUUCCUGAUUCCCAGUCAUCCAUCCUGGUGCGUGAGGGUGUGCUAGGUAGUGCCAGGUUCCCUCAGGAUUCGGCCACCUGCAUGGCCUGGGGUGGGAUACACUACCGUACGUUUGACAGGAAGCACUUCCACUUCCAAGGCAGCUGCACUUACCUACUAGCUUCAUCUGCUGAUGGCACAUGGGCAGUUUACAUCAGUACGAUCUGCGAUGGAAGAGGAGGCUGCAGUAAGGCACUGAGGCUGAUGCUGGGCCUAGAUUUGGUUUCAGUUUACCACAGGAACUUAACGCUGAACAACCUUCUUGUCCCAAUUGGAGAACCAAUCUUCCAAAGUGGAGUCAGUGUCCAUUGGCUGGGGGACUUUGUGUUUGUGGAGAGUGGCCUGGGGGUGAGACUGAAAUUUGACCUGGUCAACACUGUCUACCUGACAAUUACAGCUGAACAUUUUGCAGUGACCAGGGGCCUCUGUGGAGUUUACAACAACAAUGCUGAUGAUGAUUUCACUACAAUGGGUGGAACUGUGUCCCAGUACGCUGCCAGCUUUGGCAACUCAUGGAAGGUUCCUGACCAGCAGACUGAAGGCUGCAGUGAUGCAGCUGAACUUGGUCACAGCUGUGAUGUGUUAGGAGAUGCUUCUCUACGUAAGCAGGCAGAGUCAGUGUGUCACAAACUUCUGGAAAACCCCUUCACACCCUGCCACACAUGGUUGGACCCAGCACCUUACGUAGACACCUGUCUGUACCUGUACUGCAGCCUACCUCCCAGAGAGAGGGAAGGAGCAAUGUGUGAAACUUUUGCGAACUACGCCAGAGAGUGUGCCCAGCAACACAUCAUCAUAAUGUGGAGGACAGACACCCACUGUGGUCAUGUCUGUCCCCGAGGUCAGGUGUAUUCCGACUGUGUGUCCUCCUGUCCUCCCACUUGUUCAUCUCUUCAGCCCCCGGUGCCUGCUGCCUCCCUUGGACAGUGCAGGGAGGAGUGUGUGGGGGGCUGUGAGUGUUCGAUUGGUCUCUACCUUCAUCAGCGACGCUGUCUGAAAAGAGAUGAUUGCCCUUGCUUCCAUCGCAGACGCACCUACCUGUCUGGGGACAAGAUAAAGCAGAGAUGUAACACUUGUGUCUGCAAAGCAGGCCUGUGGCAGUGCACUGCGGAGAAGUGUGCGACCCAGUGUAGCCUAAUGGGAGCUUUGCAAAUUAGGACUUUUGAUAAGAAGACAUAUUCACUGCAAGGAGGAGACUGUGUCUUUACUGCUGUGGAGGACUUCGUUGACAGAAAGCUGGUGGUGACUGUGCGCUGUGGGGAGUGUGUGGCAGGAGAAGGAGGAGCACUAAAGUUUGGUUGUCUCAGAGAGAUUUCAGUCACAGCAUUGCGUACCACGGUUACUGUUACAGAUACUGGAACAGUGAUGCUAAAUGGCCAGAGGGAUGUGCUACCUGUGGUGACAGGGGACCUGGUUGUCCGUCGAGCUUCAUCCUCCUUUCUCCUCAUUCAUACUUUUGGAGCCAAAGUGUUAUGGUACCUAGAAGGUCCCUUGGUCUUCAUCAUUGUGCAGCCUGGCUUUGCAAACAAGGUGCGUGGCCUGUGUGGAACACUGACAUGGAAUCAGCAUGAUGACUUCACCACUCCAGAAGGAGAUGUGGAAACCAGUGUUGUAGCCUUUAUAGGCAAAUUCAUGGUAGAGCGAUGUAAUCUGCCUCGUGGAACCCCUCCAGAUCCCUGCACCACAUAUACACAGAGGAGACACUAUGCAGAGGCCGUGUGCUCCAUCAUACACAGCUCUGUGUUCAAGGUGUGUCAUGACUUGGUGGACAGAGAGCCUUAUCUGCGUCUCUGUCUGUCUGAAGUUUGUGGCUGUGCUCCACAGACAUUGUGUCACUGCACUGUCCUCACCGCCUACGCCCGUCACUGUGCCCAGGAGGGCAUGGCUGUCCAGUGGCGCAACCACACAUUCUGCCCGGUCCAGUGCUCAAAAGGUCAAGUGUACCAGGAGUGUGGUCGCACAUGUGGGAACUCCUGUUCAGACUUGCAGCAGAACUGGAGUUGCAGUGAUGAUGGUGCUGAAACAUCCAUUAGGAUGUGUGUUCCAGGCUGCCAGUGUCCAGCAGAGCUUGUACAGGACCAUGAAGGCCAGUGUGUACCCAUCGCUAUGUGCUCAUGUAUACAAGGAGACAAGAUGUACCCACCAGGCACUGUCGUUCAAAACAACUGCAAUAGCUGCGUCUGUGCCCAUGGGCUUUUUAACUGCACCCAGAAGCGCUGUGAGGAAGUUAACCAGUGUCCUCGUUCUUUGGUCUACUCUCCACACUCCUGUCUUCUCACCUGUUCCAGCCUGGACCCCCCAGGGUACCAGCCAGGACACACUAUUACACAUUCAAGCUGUGGGGAGCCGUUGUCUGGCUGCAUCUGCCCACAGGGUACUGUGCUCCUGGUGAGUGAAGUCUCAACAUUCAGGGGUGAUAGGUGUGUUCUACCAGAUGAGUGCCCAUGUCAUCAUAAUGGUCGUCUUUACUACAGCAACAACACAAUCAUUAAAGACUGCAACACAUGUGUGUGUAAGGAGCGACGAUGGCACUGCAGUCAAUCCUCCUGUGGCAGUGUGUGUGUGGCAACUGGUGACCCACACUAUAUUACCUUUGAUGGCCGCUACUACUCUUUCCUGGGUGACUGUCAGUAUGUGCUGGCAAAGGAGACCAGUGGAUUGUUCAGUGUCACAGCGGAGAAUGUACCCUGUGGGAGUACAGGGGUCACCUGUACAAAGUCAGUCACCCUCAGCCUUGGAAACACCAUCAUACACCUACUGAGAGGUAAAGCUGUGACAGUAAAUGGGAUGCCAGUUACAUUACCAAAAUACUACAGUGGUAGUGGUUUGACUCUGGAAAAAGUCGGGCUGUUUGUAUCCUUGUCUUCCAGACUGGGUGUCACUCUACUCUGGGAUGGGGGAAUGCGUGUGUAUGUGCGUCUUGCAGCCCACCUGCAGGGUCAGGUAGGCGGUCUAUGUGGUAACUUCGAUGGGGAUACUGAGAAUGACUUUACAACGAGACAGGGCAUCAUAGAGUCUACACCUGAGCUGUUUGGAAACUCCUGGAAGGUCAGCCCCUCCUGUCCUGAUGUGGCAGACCAGGACCUCAGAGACCCCUGCAAUCUGAACCCCCACAGAGUGACAUGGGCCAGAAAAAAAUGCGCAAUCUUGACUCAUGAGCUCUUCUCUUUGUGCCACACUGAGGUGCCCUUUCAGCAGUAUUAUGACUGGUGUGUCUUUGAUGCCUGUGGAUGUGACUCAGGUGGCGACUGUGAGUGUCUGUGUACGGCUGUUGCUGCGUAUACUGAGGAAUGUAACCGCCGAGGGGUUUAUGUUCGCUGGCGGUCCCAGGACCUCUGUCCUCUGCAGUGUGAUAAUGGAAUGGUGUAUAAUCCAUGUGGGCCAACCUGCCCCCACUUCUGUCCUAGCGUACAUAAGAGUUCACUCUUCAAAUGUGACAUCCUUUCCUGUGUUGAGGGUUGUUUCUGUCCUUCUGGCACUGUCCGCUAUGGUGAUAGCUGUGUACUUCCCAGUCAGUGCCCUUGUGAGUGGGAUGGCUCCAUGUUUCCACCAGGAACAAGCGUCACUCAACACUGCCAGAAUUGUUCAUGUGAGGAUGGUGUCUGGCAAUGUGAAGGUGUGGCUUGCCCUCCUCCACUCUCUACAUGUCACGAAUCUGACUUUGUUUGCGCUGGAGGGCGCUGCAUCCCAUCUCAGUGGGUCUGUGACAAUGAGGAUGACUGUGGCGAUGGUUCAGAUGAGAUCUGUCCCUCCACUUGCUCUCCAGACCAGUUCCGCUGCACCAGCAGGCCAAGUGGACCAUGUUUAAACCUGGCUCUGCGCUGUGAUGGCCACCCAGACUGUGCUGACCAAUCAGAUGAGGAGUUUUGUGGACCUUCCACCCCUGUACCCUUGUGCCCACCAUGGGAGUUUCAGUGUGCCAGUGGAAAGUGUUUACCAGCCAACCAAGUGUGUGAUGGACGACUGGACUGUGGCUUUGCUGAUGGAUCAGAUGAACAAGACUGUGGCGUUGUGUGCGAUGAAGGGGAGUUCCUGUGUACUGGAGGACGCUGCAUUCUUUACCUCCAUCGUUGUGAUGGACAUGGUGACUGCAGAGACCUCAGCGAUGAGAGGGGGUGUGUUUGUGCACCAGGGCAGUUUCAGUGCCCAUCUGAUGAAUGCAUUCCUGUGGACAAAGUUUGUGAUGGACACAGGGACUGUCCCUCUGGAACAGAUGAAGCUGUGUGUCCAAGUAAAGUGACCUGUGCUCCUGAUCAGUUUGCCUGCAGCGAUCGUACAUGUGUCACCACGAAUAAACUGUGUGAUGGAGUGAUGGACUGCCCUGGCAGAGAAGAUGAGAACAUAACAAACUGCUACUCUGCUGUGACACCACCAACACCCACCACCCCACCUGCACCCACUUCAGCUUGCAGAUUGUAUGAGUUUGGAUGUGCCAGCGGUGACCAGUGUGUUCCUAAGGCCUGGCGUUGUGAUGGGGAGAUUGACUGUAUGGAUGGUAGUGAUGAGGAGCAGUGUCCUGCCCCCUGCAGCCCAGGACAGGUGCCCUGUCUCAGUGGGAGUCAGUGUGUGGAAUACCAGCAACUCUGUGACGGGAUAUCACACUGCAACGAUGCUUCCGAUGAAAGCAUCGAUAACUGUGGCUCUUCCCGGAUACCUUCUUGUCCAGGCAGCUUCUUGUGUGACAGUCAUACCUGUGUGAACAUGUCACAGGUGUGUGAUGGUAUCCCAGAUUGUCCACGGGGCAACGAUGAGUUGGUGUGUGACAGAACUAUCUCUCCAGUUCUUCCUGUUAGUAACACCACCAUCACCUGUCCUGAAUUCACCUGUAUGGAUGGAUCCUGUGUCCCCUUCAAUGUGGUGUGUAAUGAUGUGGCAGAUUGCCCACUCUCCCCACUAGCACCACUAAGGGGCCCCACAGAUGAGGAGGGGUGUAGGACCUGGGGACCCUGGGGUCCCUGGAGCCCAUGCAGUACUUCAUGUGGAAUGGGAUUUAUGACUCGAUAUAGAUCUUGCCCUCCAGGAGGUCCAUUACACCACUGUUAUGGCCAGGAUGUUGAGAAACAGCAAUGCUUCAACACCACAUGCCCUGUGGAUGGUCAGUGGCUGCCUUGGGGGAGCUGGUCAAACUGCUCGAGUGGUUGUGGCGGUGUGCAGGUCAGGCAUAGAGGCUGCAACCUUCCUCGCUAUGGAGGGAGAGAUUGUACUCAACUCACUGGACCAUUCAACCUUGCAAUGGAAAUCAAGCCUUGCCCUGAUGAUGAAUGUGCCAACAUCAGCUGCCCUACUGGUCUGGUGAGACAUACCUGUACCUCCUGUCCGGUCUCCUGUGCACAUAUCAGCCAUAAUGCUACCUGUGAUCCCACAGCACCCUGCUUCUCAGGCUGUUGGUGUCCAGACAGUCAGGUGAUGAGCCAUACACACCAGUGUGUAUUGCCUGAGGAGUGCGCGUGUGAGGUGACAGGAAUACUUUACUGGCCAAGUCAGAAGGUGAAAGUGGACUGUGAUAUUUGCGUUUGUGAGAGAGGAAGACUUCAGCGAUGCCAGCCCAACCCAGAAUGCUCAGUGCACUGUGGCUGGUCACCGUGGUCUCAGUGGGGAGAAUGUUUGGGGCCUUGUGGUGUCCAGAGUGUCCAGUGGUCAUUUCGAAGUCCAAACCACCCAGCAAAAAGUGGGGAUGGCAGAGUGUGUCGAGGAAUCUACCGGAAAGCUCGCUGGUGCCAGACAGACCCCUGUGAUGAGUGUGAGUACCAGGGCCAGUCCCAUUCAGUUGGAGACAAGUGGAGAAAAGCUGAGUGCCACUUAUGUCUCUGUCUGUCUAAUCUGACAGUACAGUGCUCACAGUACUGCCCGUACACAGUGACUGGGUGCCCAAAAGGCCAAAAACUUGUAACUGGAGAGGGAGACAAAUGCUGUUACUGUCAAGAUGAAUGUUGGUCUCCACUGGGUGUCCAGAGUCUUCCAGCUGCAAGCUUCACUGCCUCAUCACAGCAAGCUGGUCAUCCUCCUGAAGCAGCGCGGCUCUAUGGAUGGGACUCUCACAGCGACCUCCAGGGUUGGAGUCCAGAACCAGAGGAGUAUAAGGAUGUACCAUGGCAGAGCCUGGAGGGACACAGCAGCAGUACACGGAGGCCGUACUUACAGAUAGACCUGUUGAAGCAACGGAACAUUACUGGUGUGGUAACCCAGGGUGGUGGAGUGUUUGACACUUAUAUAUCAAGCUUCUACCUGCAGUUCAGCCAAGAUGGCAGACACUGGUACACUUACAAAGAGGUGCUCACUGACGAACGAUCUGCAGCUAAGACUUUUCAUGGUAACUAUGAUGAUCGUGGGGUGGUGGAGAACAGACUGGAUAGGAGGGUGUGGGCUCAGUUUGUUCGCCUCCUACCACAUGACUUCCACAAUGGGAUCUACUUGCGCCUUGAGCUGAUGGGCUGUGGAGCUGUCUCCACAGCAGCUGGCUGCACAGCAAAGGAGUUCCAGUGUAACAACGGCCACUGUGUACCUGCAGACUCAUCAGGUGUUGUAUGUGAUGGCAUCAAUGACUGUGGAGAUGGAUCAGAUGAAAUGUACUGUGGUGAGUUUCCAAAAAAUAAAAUGCCUAUUUCUCCUUUUUUCACCAGCCCACGUGGUUGUCCUUUUGGCCAGUUCUCCUGCUUUUCAACAGGGGGCUGUAUUAAUGUUAUUUUGCGUUGUGAUGGGAUCCCCCACUGUCCCAGAGGAGAGGAUGAAAUUGGUUGCUACUCUCAUGGGAAUGUUACCACCCAGCUAGACAGCAAACUGCACACACCCACUCCUGCUCCACUCAGGACUCCAUCUAUGGCUGCUGUUACUCAUCCUACAGUCACACCAAAGGAUGCUGGCCUAGGAUAUCGUGUCAUUUGUUCCUCUGCUCUUGGAAUGGAAGAUGGGAGAAUUCAUUAUGGACAGUUGACCUCAUCCUCCCAUCAUGAGAACAACCCUGCUGAUGCUGGACGCCUAAAUACCAUCCCAAAUAUUCAGGUUAUGGAGCCUGGUUGGAGCCCUUUGCCUUCUGAUCCCCAUCCCUACUUUCAAGUGGACUUCCUGGAGCCCACUUGGGUUUCAGGUGUGAUAACUCAGGGCAGUGAACAUAUGUGGGGUUCCCUGACUAAAUACCGCCUGGCCUUUGCACUACACAGUAGACACUUUACAGACUAUACUGAGAGUGGGAAGCCCGAUGCCCUCAUUAAGGUGUUUGAGGUACGGCUGGUGGGCAGAACCCCUGUGACUCGCUGGCUCGAUCGGCUGGUCAAAGCUCGUUACCUACGUGUUAUUCCUGUUGAGUUCAGACAUACAUUUUUCCUGCGUGUGGAGAUUCUGGGUUGUAGGGAAGAUGAGCUGGUAACCCCCAGCGGUGUGACUGCCUUGCCUGUGACCACUGUGCAGCAUUGUAAUCAAGGCCAGUUUGCCUGCCUUUACAGUGAAGAGUGUGUUUCUGUCUCUGUCCUUUGUGAUGGUCAACUCAACUGCAAAGAUCACUCUGACGAGAUGAACUGUGGUGAGAACUGACAGAUAUGUGGAUUUCCUGGGCUCCAGAAUCAGACCAGCCCCACGAGGAGACCAGGCUUCCGUAGUGACACAACUGUUGGUGUUCCAGGAAUCUAUACUGCCAGAUCACAAGGUAGUUGACACAACGUAGCUAGCCCAGGGGCCACAAUCCAACCUGAACUUCACCAGACAACCAACCAUAACCUCAGCAACGUCAGCAGAGGGAGCUGGUGCAACGCAGAGAGCCCUGGCUUUGGAGCUGGCACUACAGUGAGGCCAGAGGUGACUCCACUGUACCCCGCGGUGCCGAGCCUGUGCUCUGUCAAGCAGUUCUCCUGUGACAGUGGGGAGUGUGUUCACCUUGAUCACAGGUGUAACCUGCAGACAGACUGUGUGGAUGGAUCUGAUGAAAAAGACUGUGUGGACUGCAUCAUGUCUCCAUGGACAGCAUGGAGCCAGUGCAGUGUGUCCUGUGGUCGGGGCUCCUUGUUCCGACAGAGGGACAUACUGAGGGAGGCUCUACCAGGAGGUGCCUGUGAUGGAACUCAGUUUGACAGCCGUCCCUGCUUCCCUCGUGCUUGUCCAGUUGAUGGCCAUUGGUCUGACUGGACAGAGUGGUCAGAGUGUGACGUUCAGUGUGGAGGCGGUAUCAGGCAGAGAAACAGGACAUGCUCAGCUCCUCCUCCUAAAAAUGGUGGACACGAGUGCACUGGCAGGACUCUGCAGAGCCAAAGCUGCAACAACCAGCCCUGCACUACAGACACUGCCUCACAGACAGGAUGUGUCAGCAACAUGAUGCUCGUCACUGAGGCAGACUGCCUGGCUGGGAGAGUCGAGCCAUGUCCUCCUACGUGCUCACAUCUCAGCUUGACCAACAACUGCAGUGCUGAAUGUGUACUAGGGUGUCGCUGUCAUGGUGGUCUGUACCUUCAGGACGGGCUGUGUGUAAAUGCCAGCAAAUGUGUCUGUCACUGGGAUGGCCUAACACUUCAUCCAGGACAGGAACUAAAUAAGAACAAAUGUACCACAUGUGUAUGCAGAGAUGGACAAUUGACCUGUGAUACCUCCAGUUGUGUCGUGAGCUGUCACUGGUCAGCCUGGUCGUCAUGGUCACCAUGUGAUGUAACCUGCGGUGUGGGUCAGCAACAACGCUACAGGUCUCCAGUGAAUCCAGUUGGAGCAGUGGAAGUCCAUCCCUGUCCAGGAGACUCCACUGAAGUCCGCAGAUGUUUCAUUCCCUGCCUCUCUGUGGAAAAAACUGGAGCUUGGAGUAAAUGGACCAGCUGGUCGGAGUGCAGUAAGACGUGUUUCCACCAUGUCGAUGAUGUGGGUGUCAGACAACGAGUUCGCAUCUGCAAUCACACACUUACAGCCUACAAUGUCACGCACAUGCCCUGUGAGGGAGCCAGUGAGCAUCAAGAACCUUGCAACACAGUAUACUGCCCAGUGAAUGGUAGAUGGUCAGCAUGGUCACCGUGGUCUCAGUGCUCAUCUGAAUGUGACUCUGGUGUGCAAAUGAGAGAGCGCUUCUGCAAUUCACCCUCAGUACAACAUGGGGGCGGCAGCUGCCCUGGACCACACGUACAGACAAGAGAUUGUAACUCUCAUCCCUGCUCAGGUGUGUGCCCAGAGGGCAUGGUGUACAUGACGGUCACUGAGUGUGAGAAUCAUGGUGGUGCAUGUCCACGGGUCUGUUUGGACGUGAUGUCCGCUGAGGUGCAGUGUUCCACAGCCUGUUACGACGGCUGCUAUUGCCCCCUGGGCUUCUAUUUGCUUAAUGGAAGCUGUGUUCGAUUGGAACAAUGCUUUUGCUACCACCAGGGGGAGCUGUAUCCACCUGGUGCUGUGCUUCCAAUGGACACCUGCAAUAAUUGUACCUGCAUUGAUGGAGAAAUGGAAUGUGGAACAGCACCCUGCCCUGUGGACUGUGGUUGGAGCAGCUGGACCCAGUGGAGCACCUGCAGUCGAACAUGUGAUGUUGGUGUGAGAAGAAGGUACCGUUCAGGAACCAAUCCUCCUCCAGCAAAUGGGGGCCAGCCCUGCAAAGGAGACAGAGUUGGGAUUGAUACUUGCAGCAUUGAGCCAUGCUUUGGUGUGAGGGAACCAUGGCGUCCGUGGUCUGAGUGCUCUGUGACCUGUGGAGGAGGUUACAGGACUCGAACACGUGGACCAAUCCAAACCUAUGGCACCGCGCAGGAGUUCAGUGCCUGUAACAUACAGCCCUGUGGAAGUGGUAGGGUGUGUCCACAGGGACAGCAAUGGAAUCAGUGUGUGAGUGGACCAGUGUCAUGUACAGACAUCUUGUUGGACCUCCACAGGAACUGUACACCAGGUUGCCAGUGUCCACACGGAACUUUCCAGCAAGAUGGUCUGUGUGUACGGGUGCCUGACUGUCGUUGCGAUGUGGAUGGACAACAGUAUGAACCAGGAGUUACUGUCCCACAAGACUGCAACAACUGUACUUGUGUAUCAGGAAGGUUACUGAACUGUACUCAGGACAGGUGUCCUGUGGAUGGUCAGUGGUCACUGUGGACUCCUUGGGGUCAGUGUUCAGUGUCAUGUGGAUCAGGUCUCCAGUCUCGAUACAGGUUCUGUUCCAGUUCUGGCAGCGGUUUGCUGUGUCUUGGACAUCACCGUGAGGACAAAGUCUGCGUCUUAAAGCCUUGUGAUCGUGAUGGUGGCUGGAGUCAGUGGAGCAACUGGACAGAGUGUACCACAUCAUGUAGUGGAGGUUUUAAGAGUCGGAGGAGAGAAUGCAACAGCCCGAGCCCAGAGGGCGAGGGCGACUACUGUGAGGGGCUUGGAACUGAGGUUGUGACCUGUAAUACCAACCACUGCCCAGUGGCACCAUGUUCCCAGGUUCCAGGUACUGUGUUCAGCAGCUGUGGCCCCUCUUGCCCUCGUUCCUGUGAUGACCUCACACACUGCGAGUGGCGUUGUGAGGCAGGGUGUUACUGUACUGAGGGAAAAGUCCUGUCUGCUAAUAGGACACUUUGUGUUGAGAGAGAAAUGUGUCCCUGUCUCGACCUCAGCUCUGGACACCACAUUGAGCCAGGAGAGACCAUCACAGCUCCCGAUGGCUGUAACGAAUGUUCAUGUGAGGGUGGACGGCUCAACUGCACCAGAAACCUGUGCCCAGUGUCAGGUGGCUGGUGUGAGUGGUCAGAGUGGACACCAUGCUCCAGGACCUGUGGGUCAGAGUCUGUGUCCCGCUACAGAAGCUGCACCUGUCCGGAGCCCAAGGCUGGAGGAGCAGCUUGUCAUGGAGAACAAGAAAUACACAAUAAGGUUGGAGUCCAAAUUGAACGGCAGCCCUGCCCCGUCAUUACCUUUUGCCCAGUCCAUGGUUCUUGGAGUCUUUGGUCAGUGUGGUCAGAGUGCAAUGCGUGCUCCGGGUCAUCAACUCGUACCAGGGAAUGUAAUAGUCCUCCUGCCAGGUUUGGCGGCCUGCCCUGUCUUGGAGAGAGUAAACAGAGCCAUGGUUGCUACAGUAAUGACACAGUCUGUGCAGACUGCGGAGUGGAGCAGGAGGACUGGCCUUGUGGGAAGCCCUGUCCACGCUCCUGUUCAGAUCUCCAUAGUGACACAGAGUGUCUGGACUCUCCUGGGUGCAGUCAGACCUGUGGUUGUCCUGGUGACAUGGUUCAGCAGGAUGGUGUGUGUGUGGUCAGGGACGAAUGCCGCUGUAAAUACUACAACAGCUCUGCUACUGUUUCAGUCUUUUAUAGUGUUGAAUACACCAAUGCAUCAUGGGUAUGGCCUGGUGAGUCUGAUUGGCAGUUUGCAAAUCCAGGCGACAGCAUUAUCAGUGACUGCAAAAACUGUUCAUGUGAAGCUGGGGUUUUGCACUGUCAAUCUGUCCCUGGUUGCCAUGUGGAUGGAGGAUGGAGUCAGUGGGGCACCUGGACUGAUUGCUCACUUUCCUGUGGAGGUGGAGUCAAAUUUAGAAGACGCCUUUGUAAUAACCCAUCGCCUCAAAGUGGUGGGAGAGGCUGCCUGGGUGCUGCUGAACAGCAGAGAGACUGCAACACACACAUGUGCAUAGAAUUUGUCGGCCCAUGGCUGCUGUGGUCGCAGUGGUCGGAGUGUUCAGUCAGCUGUGGUGGGGGGCAACAGUUCCGAUCUCGUGUUUGUAGCUUUCCACCUUGUAGUGGCCUCAGUCGCCAGACCAAAACCUGCAACACCCAGGUGUGCUUGGAGGUGGGCUGCCCUCCUGGCAGGCUGUACAGGGAGUGUGAACGAGGUGAAGGCUGUCCAUUCAGCUGUGCUCAGAUCAGUGGGAGAGAGGGCUGUUACUCAGAUGGCUGUGAGGAGGGCUGCCACUGCCCCCUACAAACCUAUCAACACCAUGGACUUUGUUUGCAGGACUGUCCAUGUCUUGUUGACAAAGAGUUGUUAGAAUCUCUGCAGAGUGUUUCUGUAACACCUGUGUCAUCUCUGCAACUCCAUAACAUCUCCAAUGGAGUGGAGCUCCAGUCAGGAGACACACUGCUCCACGAUUGUAGCUUCUGUGGCUGUGACCAUGGCAGGUGGAACUGUUCACUGGAGCAUUGUCCUGUGGAUGGCGGUUUGUCACCUUGGGGCCCCUGGAGCACCUGUUCAUUGUCCUGUGGAGGACUGGGACUGAAGAUUCGUUCAAGGAGCUGCACACAGCCUAAUCCUGCACAUGGUGGGAGAGACUGCCAAGGUCCACGAUUUGAAACGAUGUACUGCCAGGCCCCAGACUGCCCAGCAAUUGUUGGCCCUACAGAAGAACCCACCACACCAGAUGAGGAUGCUGAAUUCUUUCCAUGGACACUCUGGAGCACUUGCACAAAGACCUGUACUGACCCUCUUAACCCAGCCACUAAAUCCCGUGUUCGACAAUGUAAAAAUGUGACUUGCUCUGGAAACUCUCAUCAAGAGAAGGCCUGUAACCUGCCCCAGUGUUCAGAAGGUGGUGAACAGUGCGUGGGAGAUGAAUGUGUCCAAAGAAAUUGUUCAUGGAUGCACUGGGGAGAAUGGUCUUCUUGUUCACGAUCCUGCGGUGUGGGUCAGCAACAGAGGCUCCGCACCUUCCUCAGCCCUGGGAAAAAUGGAUCAUGGUGUGAAGACAUUCUGGGAGGAAACCUAGAGCAACGCUUCUGUAACAUCAAGCCCUGCCUAGUGGAUGGAGGCUGGUCUCGUUGGAGUCCCUGGUCCCGCUGUGAUAGGAUCUGUGGGGGUGGACGCUCCAUACGCACCCGCUCCUGCUCCAGCCCUCCACCGAAAAAUGGUGGGAAGAAGUGUGUAGGCGAGAAGAACCAAGUCAAACCCUGUAACACCAAACCCUGCGAUGAGGAAGGAUGUCCACCUGGUCAGGAAUCUGUGCUGUGUGCCAAUGAGUGUCCUCAACGCUGCUCAGACCUCCAGCAGGGCAUCGAGUGCCAGGGCAACAUUGAAUGUCAGCCUGGCUGUCGCUGCCCCAAAGGCAUGUUGCAGCAGGAUGGAGUUUGUGUGCAGCUGUGGCAGUGUGACUGUGUGGACUCGCUCGGAGAGAUUUGGGCAGCUGGUAGCCAACAUCAGGUGGACUGUAACAACUGCAGCUGUUCUGACGGUCGGCUGGUCUGCACCAAUCACAGCUGCCAUGCCAUCUGUGGUUGGAGUAUUUGGUCCAGUUGGUCAUCAUGCAGCACUUCCUGUGGACUGGGCCAGAGAACGAGAUACAGGUCACUCAUCCCAGAGACAGAAGAAUCAGAAUGCCAGUUUGAAGAAGUCCACCAUAAAUCCUGUGACCCGGGACCCUGCCCGCCUCUCUGUCUCCAUAACAACCAGGAGCUCAAUGUAGGAGACACAUGGCUGGAAGGAGAGUGUAAACAAUGCACCUGCACCCCAGAAGGAAAUUACUGCCAAAAAAUUGACUGUCGAGUGGAUGGUGCUUGGACCCCGUGGUCAGUGUGGUCUGACUGUCCUGUGACCUGUGGACAGGGGACUCAAGUGCGAUCCCGUGCCUGCAUCAAUCCCCCACCACGUAAUAAUGGGUCGCACUGUCACGGACCAGUUAGUGAAAUCCAAGACUGUCACAGCCCUCCCUGUCUGGAUGACCUUUGUCCUUGGUCUCCAUGGUCACCAUGUUCGUGUAGCUGCGGUGCAGGGUCUGUGUCACGGAGAAGGGUGUGUGUUUGUGAGCAGGGAGGUGAUGCAGAAUGUUCCGCUGAGAUUGAGGCCGAAAGAAACAGAGAAGAGACCCAGUUGUGCUACAAACAGCCUUGUCCAGGUUGUCCCAUGUCCGAGUGGAGUGUUUGGUCUCAGUGUUCAUGUUUGUCACAGAGGCAGCAACGUCAUCGUGUAGCUCUCUCUCUGGCCACCAGGGGGCAACGAUGCACUCCUGUUGAAACACAGAGCAGAGCAUGCAAAACAAGUGAAUGUACCGAAUGUGACGCACCUUUUCAGUACUCGGCAUGUGGGGCCCCAUGUGAAAAGCAGUGUGCAUUGCAUGACCAAGGGCUUCUGUGUUUAGGAGACAGAGAGUGUGCACCUGGCUGCUAUUGCCCACAGGGUCUGCUGCAGAAGAACAAUAGCUGUGUUCCACCAGAGGAAUGUGGCUGCAUUUAUCUGCAGCACCAACUUCCAGAUCAACUGCUCACGCCUGUCACAAUCCCUCAGGGUGCCACAGUCACCAUAGACUGCAGCACUUGUCUUUGUCAUAAUGGAACGUUGCAGUGUGACAUGAGAGAAUGUGAAGUCAUCCUCAGCGAGUGGUCAGAGUGGACUCCCUGUUCUCCAUGUGUAGCUGCUUCCUCUUUACAGUCUUCAUCUGGGCUUUUUGGUGACAGUAAACUGGUCUCAAUUCAGAAACGCUUCCGGGCCUGUUUAGACCUGGAUUCUGGUCUUCCUGUCUCUGGAAAGAAAAAUGACUGUCUGGGACCACUGCUGGAGGAGAGGAUCUGUCCGGAUACUAACAUCUGCAGAGAUACGUGUCAGUGGAGUAUGUGGAGCGCUUGGACUGCCUGUGCAGAGCCAUGCAGUGGAGGAGUUAGGCUACGCUACAGAGAGCCGCUGAGCUCUCCUCCAGGCCCCAAGUGUUGGAGCCAACAGACACAGAGCCAGAGCUGCAACACUGGACUCUGCCCAGGUGAGCGUUGUGAAGAUCGUGGGCGGACCUACCAAGGAGACUGUGCCAACCAAUGUCCUCGAAGUUGCACUGAUUUAUGGGAACAUGUUCAGUGUCUCCAAGGACCUUGCCACCCAGGCUGUCGGUGUCCAGAGGGACAGUUGCUGCAAUAUGGCCAGUGUGUGCCAGUGGGCGAAUGUCGCUGUGGGAUCCCAUCAGGCAAUGGGACACUCGAGUUCAAUCCUGAAGACAAGGUUGCCAUAGACUGUAACACCUGUGUGUGUGAGAAUGGCACUUUGGUGUGCACUGAACUUUCCUGCCCUGUGUACGAACCCUGGAGCACAUGGAGCACCUGCUCAGUUUCAUGUGGGAGUGGUCAUCGGACAAGGACACGUUCCUGCCAGGACACAGAGAAAAGCCCGGCCUGCGCUGACACCAAGCAGAUAGAGAUCUGUGACCUACCCCUCUGUCCAGUGGGAUGUUUGCUGAGUGAUUGGUCACCAUGGAGUGAGUGCAGCACAACAUGUGGUGGUGGGUCGUCCGGUCGGAACAAGACGAUUCUUCAGGAACCAGAGCCUGGUGGGAUCGCCUGUGUGGGACCACUUGAACAGCACACUGUCUGUAACACCAACAGCUGCCUGCCUGAGUGUCCUGGCAACCAGGUUUUUGGUGAUUGUUUAGGUUCCUGUCCACAUACCUGUGAAGAUCUUUGGUCGCAUACUCAGUGUUUACCCGGCCCAUGCAUUGCUGGCUGCACCUGCCCCCCUGGACAGGUUUUGUAUGCAGGCUCCUGUGUGCUGCACGCAGACUGUCCCUGUUCUUACCUCUCCAUGCUAUUUGACAACCAAAGUUGGAAUGUCAGCACUGAGCAAAGCACUCAAGCUCUGCUACCACCUGGAACAACCAUUCAGCACCUCUGCAACACAUGUGUUUGCCAAGGAGGAGCGUUUAACUGCACCUCAGAGGUUUGUGAUGUUGACUGUAACUGGUCUAAGUGGUCCCAGUGGAGCUCCUGCUCAACGAGCUGUGGUAUGGGACAACAGACCUCCACCAGGACCAUUCUGCAGUCCAACCAGUUUGGAGGGGCACCGUGUGAAGGUCCUGACCAUCGCAUCACGGCCUGUAUGGCCCCUGAUUGUGCGUGUCCUGAUGGGGAGCAGUGGAGGAGGAGCAUUUCAGAGGAGGCUCUGCUAUGUGAGAGGAGCUGCCAAGACAUGUAUGCCUCUUCUCCUGUCAACUGCAGCCACUCCAAGGAGGGCUGUGUGUGUCAGGAGGGUCUCUACCGAAAUAUGGAGGGGCAUUGCGUCAUCCCUGCCCUCUGCCCCUGCCAUGACCAGGGCAUAGUGUUGGAGGCAGGAGCAGAGUGGGAGCAGGACUGUCUGUCUUGUCGCUGUGUGAACGGGAGGAAACUGUGCAAGCUGAGGUGUCCUCCACUCCACUGUGAUGAGGGACAAGUCAUGGUGGAGGAACCAGGUAGUUGCUGUCCAGUUUGUAGGAAACAAUUUCAAGGUGAGCCCAUGCCAGAGUGUCAUCGUUUUGUGGAAAUUAGAAACAUCACCAAGAGAAAUUGUCGCCUUGACAAUGUGGAGGUUACCUUCUGCAGGGGACAGUGUUUGUCCAGGACCGAUGUCAUCCUGGAGGAACCAUACCUCCAGUCCGUAUGUGAUUGUUGUAGUUACCGGUUGGACCCAGACAACCCAGUUCGCUUCCUCAGCCUGCGAUGUGAGAAUGGGGAAAGUGAGCCAGUCGUCCUGCCAAUCAUACACAGCUGUGAGUGCACCAGCUGCCAAGGAGGCGACCUGUCCAGACGCUAAGCCUGUUGUCAUUGUGUUUGUGCGACCUAAAUGUUUGUUUACUCAUUGUGUGCGCAUGAACCAGAGAGACAAAUGACAACCUCAUAUGAAUGACACUCUUAAAGUAUCGUGUAUGGCUGACAGACAGAUGGACACAUGGACAGCAGGAUGAUGAUGAUACUGAUGAUGAUGGACACAUUACUCUGUAGCUUUUAGUCACCAUAAGACUGAGUACUACUGCUGAUCAUA
Messenger RNA from Thalassophryne amazonica, 17133 nucleotides. It is a transcript of the gene scospondin, whose product is annotated as subcommissural organ spondin. Gene Ontology annotation, cellular component: extracellular matrix. The transcript is spliced from 118 exons. NCBI's taxonomy places the organism in Eukaryota, Metazoa, Chordata, Actinopteri, Batrachoidiformes, Batrachoididae. The record is from RefSeq and is a predicted model, not a curated record. Gene Ontology annotation, molecular function: protein binding.